Messenger RNA from Fundulus heteroclitus (mummichog), 4366 nucleotides. It is a transcript of the gene wdr19, whose product is annotated as WD repeat domain 19. Gene Ontology annotation, biological process: cilium assembly; intraciliary retrograde transport. The transcript is spliced from 36 exons. Gene Ontology annotation, molecular function: protein binding. NCBI's taxonomy places the organism in Eukaryota, Metazoa, Chordata, Actinopteri, Cyprinodontiformes, Fundulidae. The coding region runs from base 113 to 4144 and encodes 1343 amino acids. Gene Ontology annotation, cellular component: intraciliary transport particle A; cilium. The record is from RefSeq and is a predicted model, not a curated record.
CUAUGACAUCGCUGUAACAGACGCUUCAGAGUGAUGCAUUGUGGGAAACAGACGGCGCUUUUUACAGAGAUGCUGUUUUAAAACCGGGUUCAAGGGAAUACAUUUCAUCAACAUGAAGAGUGUUUUCGUGCUUGCUGACAGAGCUUGGGCGGGUUCUUGUGUUCUUUACAAGUGGCAGAAAAGUCUGGGCAAUUACAUUGCUGCUGCUGGGCAGGACAACUCAGUGAAAAUCUUUGAUCGACAUGGCCAGAAGAGGGCUGAACACAACCUUCCGGGGCGCUGCGUGGGGAUGGACUGGGAUAAGGAUGGGGACAUCCUGGCAGUGAUUGCAGCAAAGUCCAGCUCCAUCUUCCUCUGGGAUGCCAGCGUCAAUAAAAUGUCGACCAUAGAAAGCGGCAUGAGCAAAGAUCAGAUGACUUUCAUCCUGUGGUCAAAAACGAGCCCCCUGUUGGCUGUAGGGACGGCCAAAGGAAACCUGCUGAUCUAUAAUCAACAGACUUCGCGCAAGAUACCCAUCCUGGGAAAACACACCAAGAAGAUCACAUGCGGGUGCUGGAGUUCUCAGAAUCUGCUGGCUCUGGGAAGUGAAGACAACACUCUGACCAUCAGCAACCACGAAGGAGACACACUAAGACAGACAUCGCUGAAGGGCGAGCCUGCUGAAAUACUAUUCUCAGUGAUGAAAAUGGAUGAAAGGUCCUCUCAGGGGGAGAAUACUGUGAGUAUGUUCGUGGACAAGAAGAUCCUGUCGCUUUUCAACAUCAACGACCCCCAAAACCCCAUCGAGCUGGUCUUUGAGCGCCAUUACGGAAGCCUUGUGUCCCAUCGCUGGUUUGGCGAUGGGUACAUUCUGGUGGGCUUUUCCCUGGGAUACUUCGUGGUUAUCUCCACACACAUCAGGGAGAUCAGGUCUGAGCUCUACCAGGCUCACAACCAUAAAGACAGUCUGUACAGCGUGGCCAUCUCAACUGCACUAAACAAAGCCGCUUCCUGUGGGGACAACUGCAUAAAGAUCCACGAGCUGUCUGAUCUCAAAGACAUCAGCAGUGUUGUUCAGUUGGAUGACGAGACCAAAGGUCUGGAUCAGCUGAGCUGGACGGAUGACGGCCAGCUUCUGGCACUUUCCACUCAGAGGGGCACCAUUCACGUGUUCCUGACCAAGCUGCCAAUUCUGGGGGACAGUUUUGGUACCCGGCUGGCCUACCUCACCUCCCUGCUGGAGGUCACCGUCUCCAACCAGGUGGAGGGGGAGAGCCCUGUGGUAAUCCAGGUGGAGGUGGAGCCCACAUUCGUCGCAGUGGGACCGUACCAUGUGGCCGUGGGGAUGAACAACAGAGCCUGGUUUUACGGUUUGUCAAAGUUCAAAGACAUCGAGUAUUUGGGGACCAUAGCCAGCAUGUGCCUUAACGCUGACUACGCUGCAGCUCUGUUUGAAGGAAAGGUGCAGCUGCACAUGAUUGAAGGCAGAGAUACGGAGGACAGGAAGCAGAUGAAGCUUUUCCCAGAUGACAACAGGAAAGGCCGGAUCCUCUGCCACGCCCUAACUGCGGACUUUCUUUACUAUGGCACUGAUCUGGGCAACGUGGUGUGUGUGCUGGUGGAGGACUGGGAGACCGUGAACAGCUACAGCCAUUCGGUCGGCGUGAGGAAGGUGUUCCCGGACCCAAACGGCACGUGGUUGGUGUUCAUCGAUGACAAGAACGGCGGCUUCCUGUUCUCCCCUGCAAACGCGACGGUGUCCUGCUUCGAGCUCCCCAACUUUUCCCCCACCAUCACAGGAGUGCUGUGGGACAACUGGCACGCAGACAGAGGCGUGUUUGUGGCUUUCGACGACGACAAGGUCUACACCUACGCUCUGCACAAAACGACUAUAUACGGUCCCCAGGUGGUGUUGGUGGGGAGCACGGCUCUGCUCUACUCCCAGAGGCCUCUGCUCUUGUACAACGGCGAGCUGACCUGUCAGACGACCAGCGGCAAGACGAGCGAAGUGGCUCUGAGCACUCACUCGUUUCUCAAAAGCUCGCCCGACGCGAGGAAGGACUCGCCGUCGGAGCUCAGCAAGCAGCUCGCUCAGGCUCUCAAGCUCAAAAGGUUCCAGGAGGCCUGGAGUCUGUGCAAGUCUGGAGGCAGCGCCGCUGACUGGGCCCAGUUAGGCAAAGCCUGUUUGGUCCACAUGGAGGUGGAGCUGGCCAUUCAGAUCUACCGCAUGAGUGGCAACGUGGGCAUGGUCCUGUCAUUACAGAGUUUCCAGGGUAUAGAGGACAAAAAUCUACUGGCAGGACAUUUAGCCAUGUUCUUGGAUGAGUACAACCUGGCGCAGGAUCUUUACCUGUCCUCAAGCUGCCCAGUAGCUGCUCUGGAGAUGCGAAGAGACCUGUUACACUGGGACAGCGCUCUUAUGUUGGCCAAGAGGCUGGCAGAAGACCAGAUUCCCUUCAUAUCCAAAGAGUACGCAGUCCACCUGGAGUUCAUCGGAGAUUAUGUCAAUGCCCUGGCGCACUAUGAAAAAGGCGUGACGCACAAUAACAAAUUCCAGGAGCACGAUGAGGCGUGCCAGGCUGGUGUAGCCAGGAUGUCCAUCAGGAUGGGGGACAUACGAAGAGGAGCAGCUCAGGCUAUUCAGCACCCAAGCAGAGUCCUAAAGAAGGAAUGUGGAGCCAUACUGGAGAGCAUGAAGCAAUUCUCUGAAGCGGCUCAGCUGUAUGAAAAGGGGCUAUAUUACGAUAAGGCUGCGUCGGUUUACAUUCGCUGCAAGAACUGGGCGAAGGUGGGAGAGCUUCUGCCAAACGUCUCCUCGCCAAAGAUUCAUCUCCAGUACGCGAAGGCCAAGGAGGCCGACGGCAAAUAUAAAGAAGCAGCUCGGGCCUAUGAGAGCGCAAAGGACUGGGAUAACAUGAUCCGCGUGCUGCUGGACCACCUGAACAAUCCGGAGGAUGCAGUUCGCGUCGUCAGGGAGACUCAGAGCCUCGACGGAGCAAAAAUGGUCGCCAGGUUCUUCCUGCGCCUAAACGACUAUGGAUCAGCCAUCCACUUCCUGGUUCUGUCUCAGUGUAACGACGAGGCCUUCCAGCUGGCUCAGCAGCACGGACAGAUGGAGGUCUACGCAGACAUCAUCGGCCCUGAAGCCACGCAGGAGGACUACCAGAGCAUUGCUCUGUACUUCGAGGGGGAAAAGAAGCACUUUCUGGCGGGCAAGUUUUUUCACAAGUGCGGGCAGUACGGCAGAGCGCUGAACCAUUUCCUGAAGUGUCCCGAAACCGAAGACAACCAGGCGAUCGAGUUGGCCAUUGAGACGGUGAGACAGGCCAAGGACAGCGCCCUGACCAAUCAGCUGAUUGAAUAUCUCCUGGGGGAAAGUGACGGGAUGCCCAUGGACGGAAAGUACCUGUUCCGUCUCUACAUGGCCCUGCAGCGAUACAGCGAGGCGGCUCACACCGCCAUCAUUAUUGCCAGAGAGGAGCAGUCGGCAGGGAACUACCGUAACGCCCGCGAUGUGCUGUUCAGCAUGUACACGGAGCUGCAGGCUCAGAAGAUCAAGGUCCCCGCAGAGAUGGCCACCAAUCUGAUGAUGCUCCACUCGUAUCUGCUGGUCAAGAUCCACGUGAGGAAAGGAGAUCACCUCAAAGGGGCACGGAUGCUCAUUCGGGUCAGCAACAACAUCAGCAAGUUUCCUUCACACGUCGUCCCCAUUCUGACGUCAGCUGUUAUCGAAUGCCAGCGCGCCGGGCUCAAGAACUCGGCCUUCAGCUUUGCGGCCAUGCUGAUGAGGCCGGAGUACCGCAACCAGAUAGACCCAAAGUACAGGAAGAAGAUCGAGGCUUUGGUCCGGCAUCCUGACACUUCGGAGUUAGAGGAGGAAACCACUCCCUGUCCUUUCUGUGGCUUCCAGCUGCCGCAGAACGACCUGCUGUGCCCCUCAUGCAAGAACAACCUACCCUACUGCAUCGCCACGGGACGCCACAUGCUGAAAGAAGACUGGUCCAUCUGUCCUCACUGUGAAUUCCCGGCGCUCUACUCUCAGUUCAUUCUGCUGCUGGAAACCGAGUCUGUGUGUCCGAUGUGCUCCGGGAAUCUGAGUGCCAAACAGGUGGAGAAGAUCUUGGACUGUUCCAAAUACCUUCACAAUGACGACCUGGACCAAUGACCUCCUCCUUCACCACCAAACCAGGGACCAGUUUGGAGACAAUGAUGCGCGCGUCGCCCUGAGAAACUGUGAAUGUUUGUUCUUAAAGCUCAUGGGUGAAAGCUUUUAAUGUGUUAUGUUUCCUAGUGAACUGUAGAUUUAUGUCCGUUGUGUAAAAUAUGUUCCUGAUCAGUCAAAGCUGGUUGCAGUCUUUCACGCCCCGAGUGGAAAUGCAGAUGUUAG